GGUCAAAUUCGAACAUAGGUUUAUAGGAUCACAUAGUUGAUCCGCUCUAACCCCACACCUACCUGCAGACCCGGUUAGACCUGAGGUCCUCUCAUCCCAGGGAAGAGACUAGGGUUCGCACUGGCUCCCCUGGGGCCCGGCUUGGCGUGGCAAAGCUGGGAGUCUCGCCCUAGGUUGGGGUUUCCUCUGCUCUGUAAGCCUCUGCAGAAAGAGCAGAGGGUGGUGGGAGAAGUGCCCAAGAGGGGCCACAAGCUACCUGUGAUCUAUAUCCCCCCACCAGGGGGAUGGGUGCUUUCAUUUUUAUCGUUGUGCAAAACUUCACAUUAAGUACUGGACUUCUCCAAAGAAUCUCCCAGACAUCUACUUGUUCUUUCAAAACAUCACAGAUUUUUUAAAAAAUAAUUUACAUACCAUAUAAUUUGCCCAUUUUGAGUGUACAAUUCAAGGCUGGGCGCGGUGGCUCACGCCUGUAAUCCCACCACUUUGGGAGGCCGAGGUGGGUGGAUCACCUGAGGUCAGGAGUUCGAGACCAGCCUGACCAACAUGGAGAAACCCCAUCUGUACUAAAAAUACAAAAUUAGCUGGGCGUGGUGGCACAUGCCUGUAAUCCCAGCUCCUUGGGAGGCUGAGAGGCAGGAGAAUCGCUUGAACUCGGGAGGCGGAGGUUGCGGCAAGCCGAGAUCGCACCAUUGCACUCCAGCCUGGGCAAAAAGAGCGAAACUGCGUCUCAAAAAAAAAAAAAAAAGGCCAUAGGUCUGAACAGACCCCUCACCUAAGAAAAAUAGAUACAUAGCUGGCAAAUAGGCACAUGAAAAUGUGCUACACAUCAUAUGCCAUUAGGGAAUGGCAAAUUGAAACAAUAAUGAGAUACUACUAUACAUCUAUUAGAAUGGCUAAAAUGCAAAACAGUGAUAGCACCAUAUGCUAGCAAGGUUAUGAGGCAAUGGGAACUCUCGAAUACUGCUGGUAGAAAGGCAAAAUGGCAUAGCCACUUUGGAAGACAGUUUGGCAGUUUCUUACAAAAAGUUAAAUAUAGUCUUACCAUAUGAUGCAGCAAUCACACUCCUGGGUAUUUGCACAAGUGAGUUGAGAACUUAUGUCCAUGUGAAAACCACACAAAUUAUUAUAGCAGCUUUAUUCAUAAUUGCUCAAAACUUGAAUCAACCCAGAUGUCCUUCAACAGAUAAAUGGCUCAUCUGUGUUACAUCCACACAAUGGAAUAUCAUUCAGCAAUAAAAUUAACUGUGCUACCAAGUUAUGAAAGGCAUGGAAGAGUCUGAAAUGCAUAUUGGUAAGUGACAGAAGCCAGACUGAGAAAGCUACAUACUGUAUGAUUACAAGUUUAUGACAUUCUAGAAAAGGUAAAGCUAUAGAGACAGUAAAGCAGUGACUGCCAGGGGCUCAGUGGGAGGGAGGGAGGGGGGAAUGAAUAGUAGCACAAGUAAUUUUUGGGGGCAGUGAAAGUAUUUUGUACUAUAUUGUAAUGGUGGAUACAUGAGUUUAUGCAUUUGUGAAAACCCAUAUGAUGUACAAUAUGGGUUUAGUUAAUAAUGUACUAAUACUCAUUUUAAAAUGUUAACAAAUAGGCCGGGUGCGGUAGCUCAUGCCUGUAAUCCCAGCACUUUGGGAGGCUGAGGUGGGCGCAUCAUGAGGUCAGGAGAUGGAGACCAUCCUGGCCAAAAUGGUGAAACCCCAACUCUACUAAAAAUACAAUAAUUAGCCGGGUGUGGUGGCAUGCGCUUGUCGUCCCAGCUACUCGUGAGGCUGAGGCAGGAGAAUUGCUUGAACCCGAGAGGCAGAGGUUGCUGUGGGAUCAUGCCACUGCACUCCAGCCUGGGUGACAGAGCAAGACUCCGUCUCAAAAAGAAAAAAGGAAGAAGAAACUAAAAUGAGGUCCAAUGAAGCGGUGCCAGGAAAAACAUAAUGAGCUGUUAAGCCCAGGAAAGGUAAGUGGUUAAGAGAGAACUUUGGUCUGAGACUUACUGGAAUCAAGCUGUAGCACUGCCUCCCACCAGCUUUAUGACUCAGGGCAAAUACUUAGCCUAUGGGAGCCUCAGGCCCUGGACCCUCUACUCCUCUGCUCCACCCAUGGGAGAGAUCAGGCCCAUCUCACAGAGGAACAGAUUUUCAAGAACGAUUUGAGGAUAUGUAUUAGCCCAGGACAUGUUAUGGGAUGACCAGUGUCUUCAAACUAGGCAGAAAGAGGGGACAAGUGGGGGACAGGGUACAGGAGUCAGGGGAAGUAGGCGAAAAGGUGGACUGUUUAGUAGGGGAUCAGGAACAUAGAAAAGUGGCAAGACUAGUGACCUUGGUACCCAGACACCAGGGGUAUAACUCAGACACCAGGUGUGAGAACAGCUCAACUCCAGGGUUACUUCCAUCCCCAGCUUGCAAUGUCCACGGCUGAGCCUCUUUGAUAACUUGUGCUAACUUGUGCUAUUCCUGGUUUCAAGUCUACCUGGUCCAUCAAUCGGUGCUCUUGUCUGCACUCCAGUUGGGGGAACUCAUGAACUGUAAAGGGCAAUCCUGUGGGGAAUGAACAGGCUCGUCAGUCCAGCCUAGGGCAGACUGACCCACCAUGACAGUCCAGGGGUACUGAUGACAGGCAUGUACCAUGAGCUUGGGGGCGUCCCACCUGUGUCUCCAAUGGAGAGAAUACACAGGUGUCACUGAGGAACAGGGUUGCAAGGACUAUCUGAGGAUAUGGGGUCAGCUGAGGACAUGUUAAGGAGAGGCAAACAUUACACAGCUAGGCACUAAGGAGAGAGAAAGGGACACAGCGGGGCAUGGCCAGAAGACUGGAAUUGGGGAGCUGAGUGGAGGCACCAAGACCUGCGAGGGCACAGGCUGGGCACCAGGUGUGAGAACAGCCCACUCCUGGGGGCAUUCACCAGGGGUAGAUCUCUUCAGGGUCCCUCUGCCACAACUAGUUUUGAGUUCAUGUGGUCCACCUGCUGGUGGGAAUGUAGAAGCCUUCAGACCUAUGAAGGAUGAUGAGUUUUUGAGAGUCCAGCUCAGGAGAGGCCAAAACACCAUGACCCCAGCAAGCGAGAAUAAUCCUUACUCCAAGACAAACAGAACUGCACAAAAUGAACAUCCCGGGAAGGCUCCCAGGGCAGGACCCAGUGGCCCCACACGCACCCAUGUCAGUGCAUGCAGUGCCUGGAAUCUUACAGGAAGUGACCGAGCUGAACGUGACCAGCUGUGAAGAUGCAGAGACUUCUGAGCCCCGAUCUUGGCCACUCACGGCCCUUGGUAGAAUGUGUGGGGUGUCCACUCAGCCACUUGUUAGAGAAGGUGGCAUGAUCUGGGCCUCAGUGCCACGACCAACAGCGACUUCCAAGGGGAACGUGGAAAGAGCAGAGGAAAAAAACCAGAGUUCAGGCUGGGGAGAGUGACGGUGCCAGUGGUCUGACCCAGCACUGAGUGCAAAGUUCUCCAGCAUCACUCUCAGGUAGAAGCUCCUCUGGACCUUGCCUAAGAACUCCGUUCGUGCGGGAGGACGCAGGCCCACCUGCUCUAACAUGAACGCGUCUGAAUUCAGCGCAGGACACCCAGGAGCCCGGUUAUUCUCCUGACAGCGUCCGCCCCUCAUUUGUCCUUGACCCCCUGUCUGACGUACUCAGCCAUGUACUCACUCUCCUCUCCCAGGCCCCCAAACCUGAGAUCACCAUGGCGUGAUAUGGGGUAGACUACCAGCCUACCGUGCCUCGGCAGUGUGCAGGGCGACCUGUCCCUGGCAUCCACACCUGUGGCCCAUACGUCGCCCACAUUGUGGGGCGCCGAAAACCCAACACAACUGAAACACAACUGCUGACCUUCCCCCGAAGCCGCCUCUAAACGAGGUCCCUAGGCCCCUGGUCCCAGCCGCUCUUUGAAGACUAGCCUGAUGACAGGCAUGUACCAUGUUUUUGGCUGGGACGUUUUUCUGAGCCUUGCCCCGGGCUCCGUAAAGCGGACACGGUGCCAGGGAGAGGAUUUCGGGGCGGUUGCGGGCACAGGCGGGCUUCUGCGGAGGCCCUGGCGAACGCCCCCGGGCGGCGCGGUCACGGGGCCGCCCCCUCCACUGUGAGGUCAUCGGGGCUCAGCAACAUUCACAGCGGCUAGGACGCGUACAGGUCACUGAGGCAGAACUUUUCGACUCUCGCGCCUUCGCUCGUUUCUGCGGACCAGCGGAAUCUCCUCCACACCGCACACCGCCCACCGCCCACCGCCCAGCGAUCCCAUUGCCGCAAACCGCCCCAAAGCCGGCGCCGGAAGCCCAGCGCCACGCAGGGCCCGCCCGAACGUUCCCGUUCCUGGGCCGCCAUUGGCCAAGUCUGAACGGCCCCACGUCGAGGCUCCUUAUGGGAAACGUAGUUCACGCCCCGCUUCAGGAGCUAGCGGCGCCCUCCCUUAUCGCCUUGGCAACGACCCAGCCGCGCCGCGAGGAGAGCCGGGAAUGGAGGUCGUGGCGUGAGGGGCGCCGAGCUAGGGGAGGCGCGGGCCACGGGAGUUCCGGCGUUGCCCAGCAGUCCGCAAUCCUCGGCAGGAAGACUGUCCCGGCGCCUCAGGCAGCUCUGCGUGGGCCGGGGUGACUUCCUCGCGAUCCCCUGGGCGAGGUGAAGGGCAGGGACACUUGCCGCACCUUCCACGCGCCGUGUCCCACCGGCGAGUGGCUCCAUCUUCCUCAGACUUGUCGCUCGCGGACAGGCGCCGUGGGUCUCCCGGGCCUCCGUACCGUCCUCCUUCCCCGUGGCUCCGGGAAGCGGUCCCCUGUCUUCGGACGCAUUUCACCCGCGCGGGGAGAGCUGCCCGAGAAGGUUCCACGGCGGCCGAGGGUUUCCGCGCCCAGGACGCGUUUCGGCUGAGGCCGUGGGUCCAGGCCACGGGUUCUGCCCGCACGGUCCAAUGGCCGGGGAGGCGGAGGGCUUGGUGAUGUUUGAGGAUGUGACGGUAUAUUUCUCCAGGGAGGAGUGGGGGCUCCUUAAUGUGACCCAGAAGGGCCUAUACCGGGAUGUGAUGCUGGAGAACUUUGCACUCGUUAGCUCACUGGGACUUGCACCUUCGAGAUCCCCUGUGUUUACCCAGCUGGAGGAUGAUGAACAGUCAUGGGUGCCCAGCUGGGUGGAUGUGACUCCAGUCAGCAGAGCAGAAGCCAGGAGAGGUUUUGGUCUGGGCCCUGCAUGUUCCUGCCUCUCUGGCCUGUGUCUCCUCAUUGCCCUUCUCUGUAUCUGUGCAGAGCUGUCUACUGCUGGCGACUCAGUGCAUGUCUUGAAACGUGCACAUAUCCUUAAACAGAUGGUUUGUGUAGAGUGGAGGAUGAGAGAGCCCAUCCUGAGCAUCUGAAGAGCUACAGAGUCAUCCAGCACCAGGACACUCAUAGUGAGGGGAAACCAAGAAGGCACACUGAGCAUGGGGCAGCCUUCCCACCUGGUUCCAGUUGUGGGCAACAGCAAGGAGUCCAUGUGGCAGAGAAGCUGUUCAAAUGCAGUGACUGUGGGAAGGUGUUCUUAAAGGCCUUUGCCCUUCUUGACCAUCUGAUAACGCAUUCUGAAGAGAGACCCUUCAGAUGCCCAACAGGCAGAAGUGCUUUCAAGGAGAAGUCAACUCAUAUUAACCCCCGAAAAAUUCACACUGGAGAAACAGCCCAUGUGUGUAAUGAGUGUGGGAAGACCUUCAGUUACCCAUCUAAGCUGAGGAAACACCAGAAGGUUCACACAGGUAUAAAACCUUUUAAGUGUAGUGACUGUAGUAAAACCUUCAACCGCAAAGAUGCACUUGUUCUACACCAGAGGAUUCACACUGGAGAAAGGCCUUAUGAGUGCAGCAAAUGUGGGAAAACCUUCAGUGUUCUGUCUACCCUCAUUCGGCACCGGAAAGUGCACAUUGGAGAAAGGCCCUAUGAGUGUACAGAAUGUGGGAAGUUCUUUAAAUACAAUAAUAGCUUCAUUCUUCACCAGCGAGUUCACACUGGAGAAAGGCCUUUUGAAUGCAAGCAAUGUGGGAAAGGCUACGUGACCCGUUCAGGCCUCUAUCAGCACUGGAAAGUCCACACUGGGGAACGGCCCUAUGAAUGUAGCCUGUGUGGGAAAACCUUCACUACCAGGUCCUACCGCAAUCGGCACCAGCAGUUCCACACUGAAGAGAGGUCUUAUAAAUGUACAGAGUGUGGGAAAGCCUUCAAACAUAGUUCCACCCUCCUUCAGCACAAGAAAGUCCAUACUCCAGAAAGGCCUCAGGAGGACAGGUCACAUGGGAAAGUCAUUAGCUGCUAGCACCGUGUUCAUCAGGAAAAGUCUUAUUCCAGAAAGGAGGUUGAGGAGAGUGGCCGUGAGAGUGCCAUCUGAAAGAAGCUAAACCUUGUACAUCCCAACACCCACCCCAGGGAGAGUUCCCGUGUGUGCCCAGUGUGUGGGAAGCUUUCAGGAGCCACAUUGCACUCUGACUUGCCUGGGGCUGUUGGCAGUGUCACAUCACUCAGUUUAUCCACCGCCAUCCACCUCUAUCCACCCCAUAAGGUCCCUACAGCAAGUGGGACAGCAGACCUUGUGCUCCUUGCUCUAAACAGUACAGAGUCAUUAAUGGUGGAGCCCAAAACAGGCCUCAUUCCCUACCCUUGACUGGUUUAGCUGUGGACAUGACCCACCUCUGGCCAGAGGAGCUGAGCUGGUAUCUUCUGGAGGCUUCCUGGGAAGGUUUACCAUUUUCAUGGACAUGGUUGACAUUACACAUGGUAUUUGUCAUGCCCUAGCAUGGACUGUCUCAUACUGCUCUGGACUGUGUGGUAAUAAAGGCUUUAUUGUUUAAGCCA
Symphalangus syndactylus (siamang) is the source of this 6793-nucleotide messenger RNA. RefSeq names its product zinc finger protein 584 (gene ZNF584). Gene Ontology annotation, molecular function: DNA-binding transcription repressor activity, RNA polymerase II-specific; RNA polymerase II cis-regulatory region sequence-specific DNA binding. Gene Ontology annotation, biological process: negative regulation of transcription by RNA polymerase II; regulation of cytokine production; regulation of immune system process. NCBI's taxonomy places the organism in Eukaryota, Metazoa, Chordata, Mammalia, Primates, Hylobatidae. Gene Ontology annotation, cellular component: nucleoplasm. The record is from RefSeq and is a predicted model, not a curated record.